Molecule: messenger RNA, 2464 nt
Organism: Mizuhopecten yessoensis (Yesso scallop)
Lineage: Eukaryota; Metazoa; Mollusca; Bivalvia; Pectinida; Pectinidae
Product: selenoprotein S-like
Exons: 6
Coding region: 98-640 (180 amino acids)
Biological process (GO): retrograde protein transport, ER to cytosol; endoplasmic reticulum unfolded protein response
Cellular component (GO): Derlin-1 retrotranslocation complex; endoplasmic reticulum membrane; Derlin-1-VIMP complex
Source: RefSeq, a predicted model, not a curated record
AUUUAUUUUUACAUGCCAUGUGCAAUUUCCGGUUAAUGACAACAACACAAAUUGUAACACGUAUAACAUCGGUUUUCUGUAACUUGACAUUGUUGAUAUGGCCGAUGAGGAUGUCCAUCCCCCGAAUCUACAAAAUGAAAAUCCACAAAUAGUUUCUGAUGUCUUUGGUACUGUGACUGGGAUACUGCAGCAGUAUGGCUGGUUCAUAGUACUGGCAUGUCUAGUUCUGCUGUAUAUCCGCUCCAAAAUCAAACCAGCGUACAACCAGAUGAAAAAGAGAGCUGUGGAAAGCAGAGACAAAAAAAUUGAUCCAGAUGUUGCCCAGAGCCGACUAGAAGCCAUGGAAAGAGCGAGACAGAGACUUCAAGAGGAACAUGACACAAAAGCAUCCCGUUUCAUGGAACAGCAAGUAAUUAAAGAAGAAGAAAAAAGGAAAACAAAAAUAGAAGAAUGGGAAAAUCUCCAACAAGGCAAAGCAUACAGAUCCAAGGUUAAACCUAGAGAGGAUCCCUCAGAAACACCAAAAGGGUUCAAAGCCAAACCAAAGCUUAGGGAUACAGAUUACAGUCCGUUGAUGGGCGGUGGAGGAGGAGCGGGCUACAGACCCUCCCGACGUGCCGGUGGUGGAGGUGGCGGAUGAGGCUAAUUUGUGUGUCGCAUCAAUUAGUCACCUGACUCAUGAGAAUGAGUUUGAGUGGCCGGAUAUGACACACAGAUUUAUUUGAAAUAAUUUACUGAUAGUGGUGGCAACUUUUAUAAUACGAUGCCGUUAAAAUAGCUAUAUGUUUGUUAUAUAAAGUAUGUGUUUAUAAAGCUUUUUAUAACAUGCAUAUGAACCUGUUAUUUUGACCAAAAUGUUCGUAACUUGAUAUCUUAAGACCAAUACUACAUGUGGCAGCGUUAUUAUAAUGAUGUAUUUUGAAACUGAACAAUCGAGAAAAGUUUUGUAUUACAUGCAGAGUGAUACGAAUCUUACGUGAUGCAGUCCGCCUGUUCUCAAGUAACUACAAACAUAGAUACAUCUUCAGCCUUGUACUCUGCACCGGUUAACACUCGCUCUGUGAAUAUCUACAUGUACCCAUUUCUGGUUAUGUCGAUAUACAACUAGUUUGAAUUUCACCGUUCACAGUUAAAAUACAAUGUAGUAUAUGCUGUGUACAAGUAGACACCGUCUUUAAGUAUUCUUCCUCCUUGUAGCGGAUCAAAAUUGAACUGCGUGAUCGUUUCCUGGUUUAUCAUUAUGAUAUGCCAAUUUAUAACAAAUUACCAGUAAAACCUCGUUAUACUGCCAUCAUUUGUUCAGAGAAAUUUCGUUAUUAUGAAGAGGUUUUACGAUAAGCUGAUGGAAAUGUUUCAAUGAAUUCUAAACAAAAAAGAAAAAAGACAGGGACAAUGAAAUAGUUUGGCGGUGAACGAGGUGGCAAAUACAACGAGGGGCAUUACAUGUGCACUUGUAUACUGAGGCUUACUGCAAUAUAUCCGCAAUUCAAUAAGAAUCCGUUAAUUAUAUGAUCGUAUACUGUACCACCACUUUCAGUAAAUUAUAUAUUCCCUGUUUUGAUGGAAUUAUUGGACAAUUAUAGGUCGUACCGAUACAUGUAUCACUUUAAGCUAAUUUGUUGCUUACGCUGAAACGAUAUUGUAAGUAGUAUAUUCUUUUUAUUUGCAUUUUAUUGUGGAUAAAAGAGAUAAAACAAUUUACCUAUUGGUACCUAAACCUGUCCUUUGAUUCUCUAUGACGUUAUGUCGGACAAGAGUUCCACUCCCUGACGUAACUGAUCUCAUCGAAGCUUGGCAAUAACCUCUACCAUAUAAUAUAAUGACUAAAAACAACAAAUACGCAUUGUCGUUCAAAAAAAAUCUUUUUCUUUUAUUGUUAACUUAGUUGUUGCAAAUAGUCUUAGUUACGCUUUUAAGCUAAGUUUAUUGUGUAAAAAGAAUCAUCACGAAUUUAAAACUAUUUGUUAAUGACUUAUCUUUAAUAUACAUUGAAACCUGUCUAAAGUGAACACUCGUGAGGAAUCUAUUAUUUUAAUGGUUACACAGCGUUUCAUUUAGAUAUAUAAUGUUUUAUAUCCGAGACGAACUUCAGAGCCGUACAUCUAAACACUCUUUAACUGUAGAAGUUGGAAGGUAUUCUGAUUUACCUAGAGAACGUAGAUAUUGUAAACAGUGUAACUCCCCCUCUGAAGUAGAGGACGAAUUUCAUCUUUUAUAAGUCUGUUUUUAAUUCCAAAAUCUCAGAUCACGUUUUAUCAAAAGCUAUUAUUGGAAAAAAACAUCUACGUUUAUAGUCGUUCAGUUAUUGAUUGUCCUAUUUAUUAUAAACUGUUUCGGAGUUUCACACAAAUGGAUAAGGAGAGUGUUAAGAUGUAAGACAAGAAACGGAAAUUAGAGAGGUCAUUUGUAUGGCACUAAUUUAAUUGAAAUGUCGUCUAAGAUAUAUUAAAAUAUGUUUUAUAUA